AUGGACAUACCGGGUGGAGGAACCCUGGUCGAGCCGGACAGCAAAAGGACGGCCACGAAAGAAGAAGCUCGGAGCUCGGAGGACAGGAGGAAAGUGGAAACUUUAGACAGAGUGAGAAAUUGGGGAAUACGGUACCAGGGCACAUCCAAACCACUGGAGUUUCUAGGCAAGAUGGAGGAAUGGGCCAUAGGAUAUGGCAUAUUCAAGGAUGAAUUGGUACAGACGAUGCCGUUUAUCUUGGAAGGAGCCGCAGAAGACUGGUGGAAUACGACGCCAAGUCGGGCAAGAACAUGGGAGGAACUGAGAAGGGAACUUCUAGAGUACUUUCUACCGCCAAGGUAUCAGGAACAACUGGAUUUGAAAAUCGGACAACUCAGACAGAGGGAGAGAGAACCGACACGAGCAUACGCGAUGGAGCUGAGAAAGCUGAUGAGAUUCACCUGCUACUCGGAGGAGGAAAAACUGGAUAAAAUCUACAAGAACUGUCGAAGCAAGAUAAAACUAUAUGCACGAAGAUCAGGUUUUGCGUCGCUAACAGAGUUCCUAACACUGGCAGAAGAGGUGGAGGAAAUUGAGGCAGCGGACACUCAGGGUCAACCAGCAGAGGCAAGGGGCCACAGACUUAGGCCAGAAAUCUGUAUGAGAUGUGGAGGAACAGGGGCACGGCCAUAA
This is a messenger RNA of Drosophila eugracilis, 672 nucleotides long. RefSeq names its product activity-regulated cytoskeleton associated protein 1-like. Bases 1 to 672 code for a protein of 223 amino acids. The transcript has a single exon. NCBI's taxonomy places the organism in Eukaryota, Metazoa, Arthropoda, Insecta, Diptera, Drosophilidae. The record is from RefSeq and is a predicted model, not a curated record.